Molecule: messenger RNA, 4290 nt
Organism: Oncorhynchus kisutch (coho salmon)
Lineage: Eukaryota; Metazoa; Chordata; Actinopteri; Salmoniformes; Salmonidae
Product: collagen alpha-3(VI) chain-like
Source: RefSeq, a predicted model, not a curated record
UCAACCUUAGAGUCAGUGCCACAGUUCCUCUGCAGAGUGAUCGGGAGGGUGUCAGUCUGUUUCUGAAGUGCUGAGUUUCAGUGUGUGCCGAUAACCAAGGCUCCUCUGCGGUCUAUCAGCCCAUCUCCACCACGCUCAUCCACCUUCCUUCGGGGGAGCUGGACAAGCCAGCUGCACAGAGAGGAAAUACCAGGAGGAUAAUGACCUAAAGGCCUUUGUCAUUUUGCAGAUUUUUGUUUUUACCAAAGGCUGUGGAAUACAGCUAUUUCAGCUCAGGGUGUUCUUUUUGGUGCUAGGUAGAAGAUGAGAAAACACCGGCUGUUACCGCUGUGCGCUCUUCUGGGUGUCCUGUUCGCAGGACUUCUGCCCAAACUUGAUGCCCAGGGUCAGGAAGAUUGCGCACAAGGCCUGGCUGCCGAUAUAUACUUUCUUGUGGAUUCGUCCUGGAGCAUGGGACAAGAGAACUUUGAGCACGUCCGACAGUUUCUGUACAGCGUGGUUAAAGCACUGCACGAGGGUGGCGGUGGCAGAUUUCAGUUCGCCCUCGUCCAGUACAGCGGCUCGCCCAAAACUGAGUUCCAAUUGAACACAUACCCAUCUCCGCUGGGGGCCCUGGCCCAUAUCCGGGCCAUGGCGUACCGGGGGGGUGGCACCCGGACGGGUCUGGGCUUGGACUUUCUCAUCCGGGCCCACCUGAACGCAGCGGCUGGUAGCCGCGCUGGCGUGGGUGUGGCCCAGGCGGUGGUGAUCCUGACAGACGGGCGCUCCCAGGAUGACGUGGCUGAGCCGGCGCAGGUGCUGCGGCUAGCAGGGGUGAGCAUGUUUGCGGUGGGGGUGCAGGACGCCGUGGACUGGGAGCUCAGGGAGAUGGCUAGUGUGCCACAGGACAUACACAUAUUCAGCGUAGACUCUUUCCAGGCCCUGAAGGGUAUUAUCCAGGACUUAGUGGUGGGCUUGUGCGGCGCAGUCACUCAGGCCGGGGGCGCCCCGAUGGCUGUCGAAGCCAAAGAAGUGCCUCGAGACGUGACAGCACAAGAGUCAGCUGACCUUGUACUCUUAAUUGACGGAUCUGAGAACGUUGGAGCGGCCAACUUCCCCCGCGUGCGCGAUUUGGCUAUGAAAGUCAUUGAGGGCCUCGAUGUGGGCAGGGACACAAUUCGGGUGGCUGUGGCUCUGUACAGCGCGGACCUAGAGAUUCAGUUCUUUCUAAAUAGCUAUGACACCAAAGCCGCUGUCCUGGACGCUGUGAAGGCCCUUCAGUUCACAGGCGGUGAUGAGGCUAACCUUGGAGCCGCCUUGGAGAAUGUCGCUGGGAGCCUGUUGAUUCCGGCAUCAGGGGGCAGGGCAGAGGAGGGGGUGCCCCAAGCUCUGGUGGUGAUCAGUGCCGGGCCGUCCAAUGACGAUUUCAGUGCGGGUGACAGGGCUCUUAAGGCAGCGAGCAUUAUCACGUUUGGCGUGGUGGUCGGCGGCGAGGCUACAGCCGAGCUGGAGACUAUCGCCACAGACAAGAGCUUUGUUCUGUCAGCCCCCGAUUUCAGGGCAGUGGCAAGCUUGGGUGACCAAUUGCUACCAUAUGUUAAUGCAGUGGCCCAGCGCACCAUUGUCAUUCAGAAUGAAUUCACAGAAGCCUUGGAAGUGGGAAAAAGGGAUAUCAUUUUUCUCGUUGACAGCACUAUGGGUGCCACAUUGAUCAACUCUCUUCGUGAGUUUAUCAAAAGGUUUGUUGACACCAUGCCGAUCGGACCGGAUCAAGUGCAAGUGGGUGUGACCCAGUUCAGCAACACUGCCAGGGAUGAGAUUGAGCUGAACGCAUAUGGAUCCAAGGAAGACCUGAGUGCAGCCCUGGGCAGACUCAAGCCAAGACCAGGACAAAUGGUGAACAUCGGGGCGGCCCUGGACUUUGUGAGGACCAAUACGCUGAGGGCUGACAAGGGGAGUCGUAUUAAGCAGGGCGUGCCCCAGCUGGUUCUGUUGUUGACCAGUAAGAAGUCCAGCGACAGUGUGGGGCAGGCUGCUGAGGCACUGCAGCGCAUGGGGGUUCUGACCCUGGCUGCCGGCUCUAAGACGGCCGAUGAGCAGGAGCUGAAGCAGAUUGCCUUUGAUGAGAGCUUGGUGUUCAUGCUGAAGGACUUCCGCGCAUUGAUCCGCAACCCCAAGUUGAUUGUCUCUCCCCUCUCCACUCUAUCGGGGGUUGUGGUGAUUGAGGGACCGACAGAGCCAGUGGUUGAAAUUACAACAGUGCAGACCCAGCGAGUAGUCAGAGACAUCGUCUUUAUGGUGGAUGGCUCUAGCUACAUUGGGGGUGCCAACCUUCCGUACGUGCGGGAUUUCAUUGCCAGUGUGGUAAACCAGCUGGACGUGCGGCCCGACAGGGUGCGCAUCGGUCUCAUGCAAUUCGCAGAGAACCCAAAGAUUGAAUUCUAUCUGAACACGCACAACACAAAGCAAGAUGUGCUGGCUAGCCUGGGUGAGCUCAGGCUAAUGGGAGGGUCUGCUUUGAACACGGGAGCGGCAAUGGAUUACGCACUUACCAACAUGUUCCAGGCCUCGACUGGGUCACGUAAGAGGCAAGGUGUCCAACAGGUGCUUCUCCUGAUCACUGGAGGCCCAUCCCAGGAUGAGGUUAAAAGGAUAGCAGACAAAGUGGCCGUGGCGGGUGUACUGACCUUCACAGUCAGUGCUGGCCAGGCAGAUGAGGACUACUUGAAGACGGUCGCUUUUGUUCCAAACUUGGCUUACCAUGAAAGCAGAUUUGCUGACCUGCCAAGUGUUGUUGAACAGAUCAUGACUCCUUUGACUACUGUGGUUGGAGAUACAGACAUCACAGAAACAGAAAUAACUGAGGAACCUGCAGUCGUUGGAGGCGAGAGGGAUGUUGCGUUCCUGAUUGACGGCUCUGAUAAUGUCCGAGCAGAUUUCCCCUACAUCCGGGACUUUAUCAUCAAAGUCAUUGAGCCUCUUGAUAUUGGACAAGAUAGAGUGCGGAUUUCAGUUGUCCAGCAUAGUGAGAGGCCAGCUCCCAAUUUCUACCUGAAUACAUAUAAGGAUAAGGCUGAAGUUUUAAGGGCUGUUAAUGAUCUAAGACUGUCUGGUGGACGGAGUCUGAACACCGGAAUGGCUUUGAAAUUCAUGAAGGACACCAUCCUGUCCCCAGUUCAUGGUAGUCGGGCGGCUCAAAAUGUACCCCAGUUUUUGAUUGUUUUGACCGGAGGCAAGUCUAAGGAUAGCGUGAAGGAGUCUGCUGGUGCUUUAAAGACCGAUGGAGUGGUACCAUUUGGCGUUGGUGUCAAGGAUGCAGACCCUAAGCAAAUCGAGGCUAUUUCUCACAACCCAUCCUUUGCUUUCAACGUGAAGGAAUUCAGCCAGCUCAGUACGGUCCAACAAAAGCUCAAUAGCUAUGUGAGCCUUUCCAAGGAAAAGCUGAAGGUCGUCUUGGAGGAAGGUAAGCAAAGCUUUUCUCAUGUUCUAUGUUGUGUGACACGCCUGUCAUUGUCUUUGCCCUUGAUGAUGCUCUUUGUGCUGUGCUGUUUGUUUCUUCUAAAUGUGCCUUAUUGUUGUGUCUCAGCCUCAGUUCAUGCUGAUGCUGUGAAAAGAGAUAUUGUAUUCCUGCUGGAUGGUUCUGAUGGCACAAGGAGUGGAUUCCCAGCAUUGCGAGACUUUGUUCAAAGUGUAGUGGAUAAACUCUCUGUGGAGGAAAACAGAGAAAGAGUUUCUCUGGUUCAGUACUCUGACAAACCAGAGGCCCAUUUCUAUCUGAACUCGCACAAAACAAAGGAUGCCGUUAUUCACGCCAUAAGUAAUAUGAGGCACAAGGGUGGAAGGAGCCUAAACACUGGGGCAGCUCUCCAGUUUGUGAGACAUAACAUCUUUACUGCCUCCUCUGGCAGUAGACGACUGGAAGGUGUACCCCAGGUCCUGAUCCUUUUGACUAGCAAGAAAUCCAGAGAUGAUGUUACGGGCCCUGCUGUAGCUCUUAAAGAUCUGGAAAUUGUGUCAAUAGGGGUCGGAGUUGGGGACGCCAAUUUCCGUGAGUUGGAAAUAAUUUCCUUCCAACCUGGUUUCACAUUCCAGGUCUCUGAGUUGUCUGAGUUGCCCUCAAUCCAUCCACAGUUUGUUGCUCUUCUUAAAAGACUGUCAAAAGACACAGAAGAAGUAGGAGCUGUGGCUCCUGUGACUCAUGGAAUUCCUGAUUUAGUAGGUAAGAACUCCAACUUGGAUAUGAGUAUGCUAAAUACAAGAAACAUACCGUAUUCUUUUUCUUUGGAACAAUGCUGAAAUUGAAGCAUGAGA